This is a messenger RNA of Melanotaenia boesemani (Boeseman's rainbowfish), 4885 nucleotides long. It is a transcript of the gene lrfn5a, whose product is annotated as leucine rich repeat and fibronectin type III domain containing 5a. Gene Ontology annotation, molecular function: protein binding. The transcript is spliced from 11 exons. The record is from RefSeq and is a predicted model, not a curated record. Lineage: Eukaryota; Metazoa; Chordata; Actinopteri; Atheriniformes; Melanotaeniidae. The coding region runs from base 1206 to 3833 and encodes 875 amino acids.
CCUGCGAGGAACACCGAGGAUCAGCGGGACUGGGCCGUUAAGCCAUCGGUGUAAGUGACCGGACGACAGCUCACUGGAGUGUCACAUUGGUCUAAAUUUCUAUUCUAUUCUAUUCUAUUCUAUUCUAUUCUCCUAACUGCAGAGGAGCCACGCAGAGUUGACAAGCUGAGCAACGUAAAACAUAGACUCGGAGAGACGGAGUGAGAGGAGGGCGAGGGAGUGAAAAUCCAAAAAUCCGUCACUGAAAAGAUUUAACCGUCUCUAAAAAGCAUGAAGACACACUGAUGUGGAUUUAAAAGACAGCUGUUCAAUCAACAAACUUUGCAUAACCCGCUGGAAAUAUAUCUACUAAAAAAGAAUGGAAUAAUUUGACUCCCAAUUAGGCUAACAGGGAUUUUUUUAAGUGGAUAUUUUCCCUUUUCACCUGCAAGAGGUGCAAAAAGGUGGGGGGGAGAAGGAAGGGGAGAACAGCGAGGGAAAAGAAGAAAAGCAAAGAAGAAGAAGCUGAAGAAGAAAAGAGAGAAGCAGGGGGAGAGACGGGUGGUCGGGCUGGGAGAAGAACUCCAGUCUUCUCACGGAUGGGUUUUUCUUCUCUCGCGCCACGGAUGGCAGGAUGAAACCGGGAGAGAAAAAGACGGGGGAGAGUGAAAGAGCGAGGGGGGAAAUAGGAGGAUGUAGUCGUCGGGCGCUGUAAGAAUGCAAAGCGGACGCACCCCUCUGGAAGACAGGACUGAACUAUAAACCUUAACGGAUUUACAGCCACCUAAAGGAUAUUACACACACUUACCUCGACACAUGACAUAUACGGGGGAUGUUCUCUCAUCUGGAACCUUUUUCUGUGGAGUUACAACUUUAAUGAUCUAUGUUAUUAUUAUGAUGGGAUUUGGAGAAAUAACUGUGCCCUAACAGAGGGAAGAAAAGGCACCUGGAAAGAGUGAGGAAAAAACAGCAGAAGAUUUUUGACCAGUUCCAUCAUCCACAAUGUUGUACAGCUACAAUAACAUGUGAAUCAUAAAGCAGUGUGUGUUCUGCUUUUUCAUCUUUAAAGAGCGAAAACGCUGCUUGGAUGUCUGAGGGAGGCUUUGGCAGCCUAGACCUGCUGAAAGCUUGCUUUAGCCAGGGAGGUCACAGAGCUAACCUGUCCCCCCAUCUCACCUGCGAUCUCAUUGAAUAAAAGGUGUUGUGUCCAGGUGAGGGUGGUAACCAUGGAGAGGCUGUUGCUGUGUGUGAUGCUGGCCGUUGCCAUGGCAGUGCGGGCACAGAUCUGCCCGAAGCGCUGCGUCUGUCAGAUCCUGUCACCCAACUUGGCAACCCUCUGUGCAAAGAAAGGUUUACUGUUUGUCCCGCCGAACAUUGACAGACAUACAGUGGAACUACGGCUGGCUGAUAACUUUGUCACAAGUGUAAAAAGGAAAGAUUUUGCUAACAUGACACGGCUGGUGGACCUAACAUUAUCCCGAAACACCAUCUCCUACAUCACACCUCAUGCCUUUGCUGAUCUUGAAAAUCUCAGAGCACUACACCUCAACAGUAACCGGCUGACGAGGAUAGGCAAUGACACUUUUAGCGGGAUGUCAAAGCUUCACCACCUGAUUCUGAACAACAACCAGCUCAUGCUGAUCCACCAGGGUGCAUUCAAUGACCUGCUGGCGUUGGAGGAAUUGGACCUCAGUUAUAAUAACUUGGACUCUAUUCCGUGGGAAGCUAUCCAGAAAAUGACAAGCCUCCACACGUUGAGUUUAGACCACAACAUGCUGGAUUUCAUUCCAGAGGGAACCUUUUCCCUUUUACAGAAGCUCAACCGAUUGGAUGUCACCUCUAAUAAACUUCAAAAGCUGCCUCCAGACCCCCUUUUUCAGCGGGCGCAGGUUCUAGCUACAUCAGGGGUCUUGACCUCCUCUUCCUUUGCCCUGUCAUUUGGUGGGAACCCUCUCCACUGUAACUGUGAGUUACUCUGGCUGAGGAGGCUGAACAGAGAGGACGACUUAGAGACAUGUGCCACUCCAUCACACCUCUCCGGUCGAUACUUCUGGUCCAUACCUGAAGAGGAGUUCCUCUGUGAGCCUCCCCUCAUCACUAGAUUCUCCCAUGAGAUGAGGAUCCUUGAGGGACAGAGAGUGGCGCUCAGGUGUAAGGCAAGAGGUGACCCAGAACCAGCCAUUCAUUGGAUCUCCCCUGAAGGCAAGUUGGUGUCUAACUCCUCUAGAACCUUGGUCUACAACAACGGGACUCUGGACAUCCUCAUCAGUACUGUGAAAGACACUGGCUCCUUCACCUGCAUCUCCUCUAACCCUGCUGGUGAAGCUCACCAAACUGUGGACCUGAUUAUCAUAAAACUCCCACACAUCUCCAACAACACCAACAACAUCCAAGAGCCUGACCCGGGAUCUUCAGACAUUUCCACCUCAACCCGGGGAGGUGCCAAUGGUAGCAAUGUGACAGGUGAUGUGAAAAGUGGAGUUGAUAAGAGGGUGGUGACAGCUGAAGCCACAUCAUCAACUGCACUGAUUAAGUUCAACUUUCAGAGGACUAUACCAGGCAUCAGGAUGUUCCAGAUUCAGUACAAUGGAAGCCAGGACGACUCGCUGGUCUACAGAAUGAUCCCACCAUCAAGCAAGAACUUCCUGGUCAACAACCUGGCUGCCGGGACUCAGUACGACCUUUGUGUGCUGGCCAUCUACGAUGAUGUCAUUACCUCUCUGACCGCGACACGAGUGGUUGGUUGUGUGCAGUUCAGCACCGAGUCAGAGUACAUGAGGUGUCACUUUAUGCAGUCUCAGUUCCUCGGCGGAACUAUGAUCAUCAUCAUUGGAGGGAUAAUAGUGGCCUCAGUGCUCGUUUUCAUCAUUAUUCUGAUGAUACGGUACAAGGUGUGUAACCCUGGUGAGGGUGGCAAAGGUGUUUCUAUGUCAAUGACCAACGUUCACUCACAGACCAAUGGGCAGCAAUCACAGGGAUGCACCGUGACUCCCAGCGCCUCUAAACAUGGAUCAAUAGGAUUAGACGACAUGUCGGGAAGCACAAAGAGAAGAAGCGGAGCAGCAGCUGCAGGAGGAGGACGUGGGGGAAAGGAUACAAUAACUCAGUCAUCUGAGUGCUCCCUGCCUGACUGCUCCACAGCAACAUCAGUUCUCAGCCAGAGUUGGGGGGCAAGGAGCCCAACAGCUGCAGGUGAGGACCGGGAGAAAGUAGGUGAACAGAGAUCUCAAACUGGCAUUGUAUCGCCCACCUCUGCCACCGGUUCCCUGCACAAGCCAAAGCGGAAGCCUGCUCCUGGUAAGCCUGGCUCAGCUUGCUCAAACACCCCAGCAGUGACAGAGACCCUCCUCUCUACUUCCCCUCCUCGGCCGCCUUCUUCUUCCCCCACUGUUACCUCUGCCCUCCUGCCUUCCUCCACCCCUACAGCUCUGGAGAACCACAACACCAACCGCAACAACUCCACCUCUCUUAACCAAACCCUGCCUCCUUCAUUUGCUCCUUCCCCAUUUUCCAGCCCUCUCGCAGCUCCUAGCCCAGUACCUUCUGUACGAUUCAGAGAGACUCCAAUCUUGCGUCGGGCUCCCCGCUCGGCUUCCUCCGCUGCCAAGUAUCAGACUCUUCCUGUGGAGGAAGGAGGAAGGAGCAGAGCGAGGAGGAGGUACUCACUCAGUGAAGGAGGUUCAAAGACUCACUUGUCCCAUCAGCAAACGGGUGGUGGAGCACAAAAAUUGGGGCGCAUAAUGCGGAACAAAAGGAGCCAAUCAAUGAGCGGGAUGCUGCUCCCGAAAGAAGAGGAUGGAGACUCGGACAAAGGACGGUGUGACUCUGACUGGAUCUUAGAAAGCACAGUUUAGACUGGAACAAGGCAGCAACCACAAGAUAAACUUUGAUUUAUUCAUAAUCUUUGUGUGAAUGUCUGCGGUGCGUCUGAAUUUGUUUAUAGGUGUAUGGGUGAAGGUUAAGGCCUCUUGUUGGUGUUAAAAACUGUGUGUGUGUGUUGUUACUGUUUAGAAUGUACAUUUUCAUGUUUGGAUUUUCUUCAUCAUGUGUGUGAUGGGAUGAGUGACUGUUUCUAGAUGAAAACGUGAGUGGAUUUUUCUUUUACACCCUGUUUUUUUAUGAUUCUUUUCAUGUUUCUCCACAGAGCAUUUUUCAUUUUGUUGUGUUGUUUUUGUAUUCAGUUUACUCUUUUCUUCUACUUGUUGACAUUAUCCAUUCUGCAGUUGGUUCUUCAGCGAGUGGAUAACUUGCCUCGUCUUGUAGCGUCCUCGAGUUGUCUUGUUGGUUCCACUUUAUAGCACAAAAGAAAAACAAGACAAUGGGUUUGCCACAUCAUUUCCUCAUUCACACUCACCUUAUCUGAAAACACCACAAAAAGGGAAUUAAUAAAGGGAAAGUGAAGGAAUAAAAAAGAACAAUACAAAGAGAUGAAAAGCACACCAUUCUUAACAUUCACAUGCUCACAGAGUGUGCAUCCAUUAUGUGGCAAGAGAAUAGCAGUCGGUGCCUUCUUUUGCACUAACAGACCCUCACUAACAUAUUUUAACCGGAUGUAGGACUUCGCCACGACUCCACAAACAAGGGAUUGGGACAAAUGGAAUGACCUAAGGAAGAAACAGAUUUCACACAUAGCCUUUCUUACUUAUUGUGGAGAACAGACCUUUUUCUUGACAUAUAAAGACAGGAAACAACAAACAGAUGAAGACUUUAAUGGACCUCUUAUGAAAUCGAUAUUUUUUAAAGGGAAUAAAGAAAAAAAAGAAAAAAAGAAAAAGAACACAAUUACCUUGUGAGCUUUUCACUGACAUUGGUAUACUGAUACUGUACCUUGUGUUGGUCACAAGCUCACAGAAACUUCUGUACAGAAAAGACAACAUGUACUGUGUUGUUAUGUUGUGUAAAAUAA